Camelina sativa (false flax) is the source of this 258-nucleotide messenger RNA. NCBI's taxonomy places the organism in Eukaryota, Viridiplantae, Streptophyta, Magnoliopsida, Brassicales, Brassicaceae. The record is from RefSeq and is a predicted model, not a curated record.
AUUCUCAUAGUUGCAACGCUGAUUGCUCUCUGGAUGAUAGGAGAGCCUGUGGAUUACGAGAACUUUGAGAUAUCGAAAGCGAGUUUCCGUGAGACAAUGAGGAUUUUGGCUAUAAUGAUGGCAACCUUAUAUUACGCGGUAUCUGUUCAGGUUCUAUUUGCCUUGGUUAUCGGGGUCAUUAAUCACAUAAGGUUUGUCAAAGAGAUGGGUUUGCUACAUGGUUUCUUGACUUUGGCCUUUUUCCUCAUGAACUUGUUC